Paecilomyces variotii is the source of this 1499-nucleotide messenger RNA. RefSeq lists its product as hypothetical. The coding region runs from base 54 to 1265 and encodes 403 amino acids. The transcript has a single exon. The record is from RefSeq and is a predicted model, not a curated record. NCBI's taxonomy places the organism in Eukaryota, Fungi, Ascomycota, Eurotiomycetes, Eurotiales, Thermoascaceae.
UUUUUAUUUAUUAUUUUUUUUUUCUUUCUUGCCUUCUUCUAUGUGAUGAAACGAUGGCCCGUCUUGAAGAUCUCCCCUAUGAGCUCCUGUUCAUGAUAGUGGACCAUCUCGACCACUACGGCUUUGUAGUUCUACAUUCCCUAUCCAAGAAAUUCUCCUUCAUCCACCCACGCAUCGGCACUCGCGCUUACUUCGACGGGAGUACCGGUGAUGAGCGCGUGCUCAAAAAGCUGCAGGAUAUAUCCACCUCUAUUGACGGAACUGGUGGUAUAUACCCCAAGGGUAAACCACCGGCGGAGUUCGUGUUUGAUCUCACGGGGCUUCCUCUCACUGGGCCUCAUUGGGAGAUAAUCCGCGACGUUGUGACGAUCAUGGAACUUAUAGCAUGCAAAAGUCCCUUACAGAAGGUUCGCAUCGUCGGUUCUUGGGAACAGGCCCGGGAGCUCUUGGAAAUGUUCAGGAAAGUGAAAGAAGAAGAACAUGGCAUCCAGAACUGCUCACUGAUAAUCGCACCUGGAAAUGAGGGUUAUAAGCGCAACGGUUCCAAGAUGACGUACCUCUGGGCUGUAUAUCGCAAUAUGCGGAUCCUGCAUAUCGCAGGCAUCACCGGCAUCAAGAAAAUAUCAUUAAAUCCUUGUGCCGGAUCCCGUUUCGAUUCUCGUUUAUUCGAUCCUCUUGCCUUUGGCUCUCAUCGUCUCCGGGAGCUGUACAUUGGAUGCGAUCACGGCAAGAAAAAUGCGUCGAAUAUGCACGAGUGUAUUACGAAAAAAGCGGAACUUGGUCGUGAGGUGGAAUUACCAUAUAUGUUACGGAAACUGGUAGUGUCCUGUGGAGCGAUUUGGUAUUCAAGGAUCCUCGAAUUAACCCGAAGGGAGUGCUUGCGAAAAUUGACUCUACUAAACGUUAACAUCCGAAAAAGAGCACCUUAUUCUGGGAGAGAGGCAAAGGAAAACAUUCCAAGCUCCCGUCCGCAGGAAGCCCUAGACGGGGACAGGAGAGGAGUGGCGAAACUAUGGGGUCUACCCCGACAAUGGAGCGUGUGGCAGAAAUUUGCAGACGAGUUCGAGCGCCCGAGUUUGCCCAGUCAUACGGCCGAUUAUCGGGGACGAAUUUUGGUUGUUGGCAUGCCUAUGGUGAACGGAAGACGGGUUACAGUGGACGACUCUGCUUUGCAGACGGUGACAGCAUUGUCCACAGCAGAGACCAAAAAGCUGAUGUGGAAUAUAAACGCGGAAAAGUACCGGGAUUGGAUCAACUGUGGAUGAUCUAAAGUGAAAAAGAAAGGGAUGCCCAAAGUCCGUCCUAGUCUAGACAUCUCUUCCUGGUGAAUAUAAUAAUACUAUUUUAUCACGGCGUUAUCCUGUGGUCAGUCAAACCCAUCGAGAGCCAAUUAUACUUGCCAGACGAUAAUAGUAGAUAGCGCCCGGAUAUGACUACCGUCGAAAACAAAGAAGAGAUAAAGAAGAUCAAUUAGCGCGGACCCAUACAUCGACCAUAAA